Messenger RNA from Danio rerio (zebrafish), 1974 nucleotides. It is a transcript of the gene septin8a, whose product is annotated as septin 8a. The record is from RefSeq and is marked provisional. Lineage: Eukaryota; Metazoa; Chordata; Actinopteri; Cypriniformes; Danionidae. Gene Ontology annotation, molecular function: GTP binding.
UGUGUAUGUGUGGACGGUGAGUGAAACGAAGGCAGCUCCCUUUCGCCUUAUAAAAACACAUACAUUCCUCAUCAUGGCGGCCACGGAUGUAGACAUAUUUUCUAAUGAAGAAAAGCGUAACCUCAGCCUCGGCGGUCAUGUUGGCUUUGACAGUCUGCCCGAUCAGCUGGUCAGUAAAUCGGUGACUCAGGGUUUCUGCUUCAACAUCCUCUGUGUGGGUGAGACGGGCAUCGGCAAGUCUACAUUAAUGAACACGCUUUUUAACACCAUGUUUGAAAACGAGGAGGCCAGCCAUUACCAAAACGGCGUCUACCUGCGGCCCAGAACGUACGACUUGCAAGAGAGCAACGUCCACCUGAAGCUGACUAUCGUCGACACAGUGGGCUUUGGGGACCAAAUCAACAAAGAAGAAAGCUAUAAACCCAUUGUGGACUAUAUCGACACACAGUUUGAAAACUACCUGCAGGAAGAGCUGAAAAUAAAGCGUUCUCUCUUCAACUACCACGACACCAGAAUCCACAUCUGCCUCUACUUCAUCUCUCCGACGGGACACUCGCUCAAAUCCCUGGAUUUAGUCACUAUGAAGAAGCUGGACAGCAAGGUGAACAUCAUACCCAUUAUCGCCAAAGCUGACACGAUUUCCAAGAGCGAGCUGCACAAGUUCAAGAUCAAGAUCAUGAGCGAGCUGGUCAGCAACGGCGUUCAGAUCUACCAGUUUCCCACAGACGAUGAAGCCGUCACAGAAAUCAACUCCUCUAUGAACGCCCAUCUACCGUUUGCUGUGGUGGGGAGUGUUGAGGAGGUGAAGGUGGGCAAUAAGACAGUGAGGGCCAGGCAGUACCCAUGGGGCGUCGUUCAAGUGGAGAACGAGAGUCACUGUGAUUUCGUGAAGCUGAGGGAGAUGUUGAUCCGGGUGAACAUGGAAGAUCUGAGAGAGCAGACUCACGCCAGACACUACGAGCUCUACAGGCGCUGUAAACUGGAGGAAAUGGGCUUCAAAGACACCGACCCUGACAGCCAGCCCUUCAGUCUGCAGGAGACGUAUGAAGCCAAGAGGAAGGAGUUUCUCGGAGACCUGCAGAAGAAGGAGGAGGAGAUGAGGCAGAUGUUCGUCAAUAAAGUGAAGGAGACGGAGGCCGAGCUGAAGGAGAAGGAGAGAGAGUUACAUGAGAAGUUCGAGCAGCUGAAGCGAAUGCACCAGGAGGAGAAGAGGAAAGUGGAGGAGAAGAGACGCGAGCUGGAGGAGGAGAUGAACGCUUUCAAUAGGAGGAAAGUGGCCGCCGAGACCCUCUCGCUCUCACAGCCCCUCAAGAAGGACAAGGACAAGAAAAAUUAAUUUAUGAGCACAUCGCAGGCCAUCCAUGGACUUUCCUUCAUUACAUUUGCAGCGUCGCCUUUUGAUUUGUUUAGUUUUUUUGACAUGUUCCUUGUGUUAAAGGACCAAAAGCUCCUGAUUGGACGGCAGAGAGGUGCAUUAUGGGGACUGAACAGAUUCCUGUGUUGUAUUUUUGUCUCUUGUUUUCCUUCAUGUGUGUUUCUGGUGUGGAUGAAGGUCAUUUUUAACAUCCCUCAUCAGCUGUGUUAUUUUACUCUUAUGUUUCCGAGCGCGAGUGUGUGUGUUUUCUUUUAUAGCACACCGUGUGUUUUGGUACUAAACCAUCUGCUCAUUCGUCUCGCUGUCAGUUUUUUUUUGUGACGCGUGUAUUGAGAAGUGCACGUUUCCCUUGCCAAUGUACAGUAGUAUUUAAGAUCUGAGCCAAACUCAUGAUUACAGCGCAGUGAUGAUUUUAUUAUUACACCAGCCUGGCCGAAUAAAGCUAUUUUUGAUGCUGUUUUUAAGAGCACACGACAACAGAUAUGCAAAUGAUAUCUAUUUUUUUGUAUCGCGAGGUGUAUAAGGCUGUAUUCAGGUUAUAUUGUUUCACAUUUAAAGCCAUAGCCGAUGCUGAAAUAAACACUCCCCCAUUUACAUCA